CCACACCAGGAAGAGCAUCAAAGUGGUAGCCACUGUCAAGAACGAGAUUCUGUAAAAAAGAGUUACAUAUAUACAGACAUGAGUAUUAACGGGAGGGAAAAGGAACCUGGGAUCCUGAAGGAGGAGGGGAACACCCUGUUCAAGGCAGGGGAUGUGCAGGGGGCUCUGUGCUGUUACACCAAGGCUCUCAAACUGAGUAGUAACCAGUCAGAGAGCGCUAUCCUGCACCGCAAUCGCUCUGCCUGCUACCUGAAAUUAGAGGACUACACUAAGGCUGAGGCUGAUGCCUCGAAAGCCCUUGAUGCUGACCCUGGUGAUGUAAAAGCCAGGUUCCGACGGGCUCAGUCUUUGCAGAAGCUAGGUCGUUUGAACGAGGCAUUUAUGGAUGCUCAGAGGUGUGCGCAGCUGGAGCCCACAAACAAAGCCUUCCAGGAGCUUCUUAGACAGCUGGGAGCACAGAUACAGGAAAAGUCAGUGCAGCUGUCAUCCACAGAUGCUCGUGUGCAGCAGAUGUUCUCUCUCCUCCUGGACCCUUUGGCACAGUCCGUAGACAGACAGAAGGCUGCUCAGAACCUGGUGGUUCUGUCUCGUGAGGAGGCUGGGGCCGAGCAAAUCUUCCGUAACGAUGGGGUGAGGUUGAUCCAGAGACUGCUCGGCUCCAAGCAGGAGGAGCUGGUCCUGUCUGCACUCAGGACCCUGGUUGGCCUGUGUACCGGCCACCAGUCCAGAACCAUGGCAAUUGUAAAUGAACUGGGCAUGGAGCAGCUUUGUGAAGUGAUGGGCUCUGGGGCAUCUUCUGUGUCUCUGGCAGCCUGUCAUCUGCUGCAAGUGAUGUUUGAGGCCCUGACCGAGGGCAUGAAGAGGGAGAUCAGAGGGAAAGAAGAAGCCAUACUGCCUGAGCCGUCUCGUGAGCUGCGCUCCAUGCUUCGCCAACUGGUGGAGAUGAUGCCAGCUAGCAGCGUGUCAGGGCCGGGCAGAGACAGCGCCAUCAAUCUGCUGGUCAAACAGGUGCCUCGGAAGUCCCAGAAGAACCCAGACAAUUCCCUCACAUUGUGGGUCAUAGACCAGGGGCUAAAGAAGAUCCUGGAGGUAGCUGGGACAGUCCCGGAGGUGUCUGAGGGACCUCCCCUCACAGACAACUCCCACAUGAGCUGCUCUGUGCUGCUCAGCAAACUGUACGAUGAUCUGAAGUGUGAUGCAGAGAGAGAGAACUUCAACAAACUUUGUGAGGAAUAUAUCCAGCUGCACUUUGGCCGCCCCGGCCUGGAGAGUAAACUACGUGCUAUUCAGACGGUGGCUGUGCUUCUGCAAGGACCCAGUGACGUUGGCAAUAGGACAUUGGAGAUUUCAGGCAUGAUGGAUGCUGUCAUCUCUCUGUGUGCCUCAGAGGACGUAUGUCACCAGCAGGUGGCGGUGGAGGCUCUUAUCCACGCUGCUGGUAAGGCCAAGAGGGCCUCGUUCAUCACUGCCAACGGCGUGGCACUUCUAAAAGACCUCUACAAGAAGAGCGAGAACGACAGAAUACGCGUACGAGCGCUAGUGGGUUUGUGUAAACUCGGCUCAGCUGGAGGGACAGACUUCAGCAUGAAGCAGUUUGCCGAGGGAUCCACACUGAAACUUGCCAAGCAGUGCAGGAAGUGGCUGUGUAAUGAGUCCCUUCCACCAGCUUCGCGGCGCUGGGCUAUCGAGGGCCUGGCUUACCUCACCUUUGAUGCUGACGUAAAGGAGGACCUGGCCGAGGACAGAAAUGCCCUGCAGGCCAUGUUUCAGCUAGCUAAAUCAGAGGAUAAGACAGUGCUGUUUGCAGUGGCCUCGACUCUGGUUAACUGUACUAACAGCUACGAUGUGGAAAAGCCUGACCCUCAAAUGGUAGAACUGGCCAAGUAUGCCAAACAGCAUGUACCAGAGGCGCACCCAAAGGACGCUCCCUCGUUUGUGGAAAAAAGGUUGAUGAAGCUGUUGGAGGCUGGAGUUGUGUCUGCUCUAGUGUGCAUGGUCAAACAGGAGAGCCCAGCUCUCACUGAGACUUGCAGGGAGUGCAUUGCCAGGGUGUUCUUGGCUCUGGUGGAGCGGCAGGAGGACAGGGGCACAGUGGUGGCACAGGGCGGAGGAAAGGCCCUGCUUCCUCUGGUGUCAGAGAGCACUGACAAAGGAAAGACCAAAGCAGCACAGGCUCUGGCCAAGAUCACCAUCACAUCCAACCCAGAGAUAGCCUUUCCUGGGGAGAGGCUCUAUGAGGUGGUGCGUCCUCUGGUCAGCCUGCUCACCCUGGACUGCUCCCUGCUGCAGAACUUUGAGGCUCUCAUGGCUCUCACCAACCUGGCCGGCAUCAGCGAGAGGCUCCGGCAGAAGAUAAUCAAGGAGAAAGCUGUGCCUAAGGUGGAGGGCUAUAUGUUUGAGGAGCAUGACCUUGUGCGCGCUGCUGCCACAGAGUGUAUGUGUAACCUUGUACUGAGCGCCGAGGUGCAGAAGCUCUAUGUGGCCACAGGGAAUGACCGCCUGAAGCUGCUGGUCCUCUACAGUGGAGAGGAGGACGAGAGGCUGAGGAAGGCUGCAGCGGGAACCCUGGCCAUGCUGACCGCAGAGCAGCCUGAACUGUGUGCCCGCAUCCCUGGAACGACCAGCCACUGGAUGGAGAUCCUUCAGGCCCUGUUGCUUAGCGACAGCGUGGAACUGCGUCACCGUGGUGUGGUGGUCACGCUGAACAUGAUGCAGGCAAACAAGAGCCUGGCCGAGACACUAAUGGAGAGCGAGGUGUUGGAAAUUCUCUCCGUUCUGGCUAAAGCUACAGAGCAGAGCCCCGUCUCCAGAACAGCACAGGACUGCCUGGAUAAGGCCAUGGAGUAUGGCAUCAUCAAGAAGCCAGAGGGAGAAGGAAGAGAACCCUAAAGGGUGGGUGGGAAGUUGGGGAGUUUGUGUAUGUUCAUAACAGGUAUACCAGACCCGUGGGGUGUACUACAUACCAUCUUUGAGGAGUUAGGAGACAACUUUUGUCAACUCUGCAAAUUUCUUUUUAAAUAGUCACACAAAUGUGGCUUAACUUGUACCCUAGUCUAAAACUAUUCUUCUUCAGGGUAUGUCACUGCAAACUUAACUAACCCUGAAUUAAAUAAUAUAGGAGUUGAGGACCAAUUAAAGAUUAUCCCCUUAACUUGAGGAAGAUGACUUAUCAAAUAUAAAAUAAAAUGUGCAUUAAUAUUUAAAAAUGCCUAUCAAAUUAUGUAUUUAGUAAUUUCAAGAUACAUUUGAAAAAUAAUGCACCACACAAAGUUUUAUGACUGUAUACUUAUCGCCAGUAUUUGCUGUACAUUGAUAAGACUACAUUAACUGUAUGUAGGAAAACAAAGACAGCAUGGGAUGCAAAGCUAAAUGAAACUACUGUAGCUUAUUUUAACAAUGGUCUCUGUGACAUGUGGUUACAUAAUGGCUUGAAUCCAUUUUGCUACUUGCUAUGGAGCAUUUUCAAAAUAAAUACAAUCACGCACUGAGGUAACUCUGUUAUAUUCCCGUGCAACGCUUUAAACUAGAUUUAACAACUAUGUUGUAAACCACUCGCACACGGUAUUAUACCCCAGGACAAAUAAAUGCACAAACUGUUUUGUACUAAUUGAUACUUAGGGGCACAAUUCAUAGACAAGUGUAUCACUCAAUUUAGUCAAAUAGAUAUUAAUCAUAAAUUUUUUGUCAUUCCUUUAUCUUUUUUAUUCACGAUUGUAUUCCCAUAAGCUCUUGCAUUCCCUGUAUUUUUCUAUGUGAAAUUGCAACAAAUAAUUUUUUAUCUCAUGCAUCCAGGUAUUUAUUUACACCUUUGUAUCAUUUUGAUGAUUGUGUUUUUGUCUUUGUACUUCCACUACAUUUCCGUUACGAACCCUAUUUUUGUCUGUAAACCACCACGAAGGUAGUUUGGCAGACAAAUAAAGUCUAUGUGAA
Molecule: messenger RNA, 3930 nt
Organism: Esox lucius (northern pike)
Lineage: Eukaryota; Metazoa; Chordata; Actinopteri; Esociformes; Esocidae
Gene: unc45a
Product: unc-45 myosin chaperone A
Exons: 17
Coding region: 79-2889 (936 amino acids)
Molecular function (GO): Hsp90 protein binding
Source: RefSeq, a predicted model, not a curated record